CUUAAACACCCUACCUGCUAUUGCUGAAUAUCUUGACUCUCUACGCACACCCGCGCUCUAACCCCCACCCCCUUUCUUUCAGAAGCCCACCACGCUCUUGUAGUUGAUGCUGUCCAAGAUUUCCGCAACUUCAUCGACUAAUUAAGCCGGAGUCGUUGAUUUGUCUAACAACUCAGGCGAAAGUAAUUUUUCUUUUUUUUUUCCUGCUGGGCGUUUACUCAAAGUUUGAAUUUUUGAGGCAAAGGGAAGAAGAAUCCAGUUUAACAUUCUUGAGCAUCUAAUCUCUCAAGCUGGAACUAAGGAUUGGAUCCAGUUUGAGGGAAGUAACAUAUAAUGAGUAGCUUGUUUCAUGCAUGUACAGUUACAAUAGUAACAAGCACUACACGUCUUGCCUUGAAGAGUUCAAUUUGUGGAAUUCCGGUGCUUUAUUGGAUGAAAAGCUUUUGCUCAUGCUUGAAUUAGAAAGUUGAUUUUGACUUUUGCUGCAUAGAGUUAGCAUCUAACAAGUGUAGUGGAGAUAGUUAUUUUUCAAAAAGUUUGACCCUACUCCAGUAAUGAAGGAAGAUAAUGGCUUCUUUGUUGUUAAGAAAGGAGAUCUUGUUGGAGUCUACAGAAACUUGAGUGACUGCCAGACUCAAGUCGGAUCCUCGAUAUGUGAUCCUCCGGUUAGUGUGUAUAAAGGCUACUCCAUGCCAAAGGACACAGAGGAAUAUCUUCUAUCUUGUGGGCUUAAACAUGCACUUUAUUCUAUCAAAGCUGCAGAUCUGACCGAAGGUCUCUUUGGGACUCUAGUACCAUGCCCUUUUCAGCAGCCAUCUUCUUCCAAAGGUGGAGCGUCUGAGCAUAUGCCGAAGAAGAGGUCACAGGAAGCAAUGUGGUCAGAAUAUACGGAUGCUGUUGGAUCAGCAGUUAUUUCAAAUGAUUCCCUAAGAAAGCAUAUCAAGUUAGAUCUUCCUAAGGGUGACCAAGCUCUAUCAUCUGGUCAGCGAUCUUGUACUCUUGAAUUUGAUGGUUCUUCGAAAGGAAAUCCGGGACAAGCUGGUGCAGGAGCUGUGGUACGAGCUGAUGACGGAAGUUUGAUUUGUAGGCUGCGUGAAGGUUUAGGAAUAGCAACAACCAGUGUUGCUGAAUAUCGAGGCUUUAUCUUGGGUUUGAAAUAUGCACAUAGCAAAGGGUUUACAAGUAUUCGUGCUCAGGGUGACUCCAAACUUGUUUGUAUGCAGAUCCAGGGUCUGUGGAAGGUUAAAAAUCAAAACAUCUCUACGCUUUUUCAGCAGGCAAAACAACUGAAGGAUAGGUUUCUUUCUUUCCGCAUCAUUCAUGUUCUUCGGGAAUCAAACUGUGAUGCUGAUCAGCAGGCGAACUUGGCUGUUGGACUUCCUGACGGUCAUAUUCAGGAGGAGAUAGAGAAAUGACAAUGGGGCAGUCGAAGAUGACUUAAAGGUGGUUCUGAAGAGGAUCUUUACGUGCUAACCACUGAGGUCUAGUGCUUGGCAGCAUUCUGAUUAUUUGAGGUCAUAAUUUCUUAUUUUGCCAGUACUACGUCCAACCUUAAAAUGUGUUGCACGGUGAAGCCAGUGAUUAAUGAUAGCAGUUAGGAAUUCUGUAAAUUUUUGCUGGAUGUGGCUCAAAACAGGCACCGACAGCAAAUGUUACUAUUUGCUUUGAGUUCUAGCCGCCGAGCACAAGAUGUUUGCCUGAAACUCAAAGACCAUCGAGGGAAAUGAUUGAUGCGAAUCAUAUCGAGUCUCUUAUCCUUUCUGUAGCAGAACAAUGGCCAUAUUACCCGUCAUUCCUCACUUAUGUAUUGCUAUGAUAUGAUAAUUAAUUUAAAUUUGUAUUAGUAUCGCAAUUUGCCUGUGACAAAAAACUUCGGGCAUGUGAAAAUCAAGACAAGAAGAAUCGUGUAGCAAAUUAGUACAAUGAGUGUCGCAAGCCGUAGAAUUUCUCUAAGUUCGGAGAAAGUAUCUAUCGUUUCUUCUCUUUUAAUUGCUGAUCCAAUGGCUUUGAUAGCUUGAUCUUGAGUUUUAUUAAUUUGAAUUCAAGGGCUUGAAGUUUGAUCUUAAA
This is a messenger RNA of Nicotiana tabacum (common tobacco), 2067 nucleotides long. RefSeq lists its product as uncharacterized. Lineage: Eukaryota; Viridiplantae; Streptophyta; Magnoliopsida; Solanales; Solanaceae. Gene Ontology annotation, molecular function: RNA-DNA hybrid ribonuclease activity; nucleic acid binding. The record is from RefSeq and is a predicted model, not a curated record.